UCACCAUGAAAUUCAGUUGCCAAAGAUUGUGAUAAUGAACGAUAUAUAAAGAAAAACUUGCCCCAUUAACAGACUGACAGUGUUUCAUCGCUAGUGGUCGAGGAAGGAGUGUGAAAUACUGAGCAAGCUGUUUCCUGUGGGUUGCCCUUGCGGGACCACUCUCCAGUCCUAAGUCUUAAGCAGCCGUAUAUGGCGUGGGAAGUCAGUCCUGUCCUUGCUGGGCAGAGAGGCGGUGGUGCAGGAAACCCUGACUCCCUGAAAGUAACGUGACCAAACAUAAGAUCAAACACCAACAUGCAUUUGUUGCACAUUUCAGUUCCAUGAAUGUUGCUCAGAAAAUAUUGCAAACAAGUUCGUGCUAUUUAGGAAGAGUCAACGUGAUUGCAUGUUUUGUCACACCAUAUCACUGCCUCAUCUAUUGGAUCAUGGUGGGACUAAACAUUAUCAUCAACGCGUGUGUGAAAAAGUAAAUAGAUAAGAAAAAAAAAAAAAACAGUGAGAGCCAGUACAGUGUUGGUGAGCAGUGCGUGUGGGUGCAUGGAUGUGAGGCCCAGUCAAGUGCUGCCUGCCUUUGCUGCCGCCCACCUCGCUCACAGCUAAGGUCGCGCACUGAGCAGUGUGGCGCAUCUGUGCUCUAGAAACCUGUACCUCUGCCGCCACUCCAAAAUGGCAACAAAUCGGAGAAAGAAAAGUCCAUCUCCGAGUGACGACGAAUACUACGAUGCCUUCGAGGAGAGUAAUGGCAGCGACAUUAAUACCGUCCAUGCCGUUGCUUCCGACUCUCUGCUCCCGCCUGAAGGAACCAACGCGGAGCUAGAGGACUGGACGAGACGGGAGGAAGGAAAAGGAGACGAGGAUAAUCAUCUUACAUCCAGCCAAAGAGGGGAAGAAAACAGACCGAGAGACACCGGUGACUCCCACCCUACACAUAUGACAUUCACUGAGGGACAAAAUGGCUCGGCAGCAUCCUCCUCUGCCUCCCCUGCUGAGUUACCCUCUUCCUUUGUCGACGAAUUUAGCUCAUGCUCUGUAACUGAUUCUCCAGGCAAUGAUGUCUGUCUCACCGACUCUGCUUUGACCGCUGCCGACCCAUCGUUAGCCUCUACCAGCCCUGCUCUCCCUAUAGACUCCACCUCCAGUACUGUCGACACUUCCCUCAGCCUCACUGACUCCAUUCCAUCAGAUGACUUUGAUUCCACCAGCAACUCUAGCAAUGCUGGCUCUGUCUCUUCUACCCCGACCACUCCAAAAAAGGUUGUCAAGAAACACUCGACAAUGAAAUGGACCACAGCAGCGAGGGAAGUAGUGCAGGGAGGACAUAGUGAAGAGGGAUGCUUUCGACGCUCCUCCUCGAGCUCCAGCCUUUCAUCAGGGUCCGAGAGGAAGAUAUCUUCAUCAAACAUGUUGGAAGACAUUGCCCAGGGCAACAUCGACAACUGGGACGCAGAGACGGCCGUGGCGCUGCUUCGCUUCCCUACCGUGGCCAACUACUCGGGGCUCAAGAAGCUCAUGGAGAUGGCGAACAAGGACUGGCUCGAGGACUUCUUAAGCCUGGAUGGCCUCGGAGUCCUGUUUGAGUCUCUGGAACGACUUGGAGAGCGAGGAUUUUCCUCCAUCGCUGACGCAUUGCUGCAGCUGGAGUGUGUUCUGUGCAUCAAGGCUGUAAUGAACUCUACCACGGGACUCAACUACAUUACCAAUGACACCAGCUACGUCCGGAAACUGGCGAAAGCGCUCGACUCCAAGAACAUGCUGGUGAAGAAGCAAGUGUUUGAGCUUCUGUCCGCCCUGUGUGUGUACUCGGAAUGUGGUCACGGCCUGGCCCUCGACGCCCUCAACAACUACAAGGUGUACAAAAAGCAGCGGUACAGGUUCCAACUGGUGGUGGAGGAGCUAAAGGAGACGGAGGUGGUGGAAUACCAGACAACUCUCCUUGCCUUCAUCAACUGCGUGGUGCUGGGGGCCGGCAGCCUCCCUACGCGGACCGCUCUUAGGAAUGAGUUUAUUGGGUUGGAUCUGCUGGGCCUUCUGGACUCCCUGCGGGCAAAGAACAACGAGGUUCUAGCGGUGCAGGUUGCCGCAUUUGAAGACAGCUACGAGGACGACCUGGAGCAGCUGUUCGGGCCGGACGCCGCCCACCAUCUCAACCAUUACGACGCCUUCAACUCGCUCUUCGUCAAGGUACGGGACACGCCUCACGCCCUCCAGCUGCUGGGGCUGCUGAUAAACCUGACCCAGCUGAACCCUGACGACCAGGAGAGCGACGCUGUGUGGGCGCUGCUGGACCGCAUCGGGCUGCGAGCUGCAGAGGGAGGUCAUGCAUCCAGCUGGACACGAUCGGUGGCCGGCGAGGAGGAGAGGCGCAGUGUGGCGACCCAGACCACCGCCCGCCGCAUGAUGCGCCCCCCGACGCCUGUCGACCUUCGUCAGCUUAAUGUGGAGGUGCCGGAAGGGUUUGCUGAGAGACCCUUCCCCUCCUCCAGUCUUCCUUCAAGUCCCGAGCCGCCCUCAUCACCUGCCAGUCAGGGACUCAACCUCCGCGGGGCCCCGGUGGAGGAGAGCGCCAGCACUGUUAAGGACAUACACGUGCUCAACUCCAUCCCUCCUCCUCCUCCCCCGCCCGCGCCCCCCUCGUCUGGUGAGGUUUACCGGCAAGACUCUAAAUUAUCACCCUCACCCUCGCCCCAACUACCGCCCCAGCCUAGUGCUCCUCCAGCCCCUUCUCCUCCACCCCCACCGCCUCCACCUCCUCCACAGUCUGGAGGUCCUCCUCCUCCUCCUCCUCCUCCUCCUCCUCCUCCUCCUCCUCCUCCUCCUCCCCCACCACUGCCUGGAGGUCCACCACCGCCACCUCCACCUCCACCAUUACCUGGAGGUCAACCACCACCACCACCACCACCACCUCCCCCAUUACCAGGAGGUCCACCACCACCACCACCACCACCCCCACUACCUGGAGCUCCUUCGCCGCCUCCCCCUCCUCCAAUACCUGGAGCUCCUCUUCCUCCACCUCCACCUCCUAUACCUGGAGGUCCUCCCCCCGUAGGUGGGGGUUCCGCCCCACCCGCCCUGUCCCGCGCUGCCACACUGAGCCAAAGGCUGCCGCGCCCCACCAUCAAGAUGAAGCAUCUCAACUGGAGCAAAGUGAACCGCCACACCAUCAGUAAUUCUGUGUGGCAAGAAGUGCAGCAAGACUUGAGCGUCUCGCCGAUCGCUAACAUAAACUACCAACAAGUGGAGCAACUGUUCUGCCAGAAAAGCCGCGCCCCGCCCACUCCGCGUCCCUCACGUGCACAGUCGGCGAGUGAAGUGUCUCUCCUGGAUCCCAAAAAAUCUCUUAACGUCAAUAUCUUCCUAAAACAAUUUAAAAUAUCGCAUGCGGAGGUGGCGGAUCUCAUCAGGCAGUGUCGAAGUGCGGAGAUCGGCGCAGAGCGACUCAGAGGAUUUUUAAGGAUCCUGCCGGAAGACAGUGAGGUGGGCAUGAUCAAAGAGUACCAAGGGGACAAAGCCAAGCUGGGCGACGCUGAAAAGUUUUACGUAGAGCUGCUGCGGGUGGAAGGCUACCAGGUGCGCCUCGAAGGCAUGAUACAGAUGGAAGAGCUGUAUCCCGCUGCAGAGAAACUGAAGCCACAGAUCACCUCGCUUCUCACCACCGCUGACAAAAUCCUUACUAGCGACAGCCUGAAGGAGUUCUUUGCGUACAUCCUUACCCUGGGAAACUUUAUAAACAUGGGGAGUUACGCUGGGGACGCCAUCGGAUUCCGGCUACCUACCAUCUCCAAGUUGUGGGAAACUCGCGCCAACACUCCCGGCAUGACCCUGCUGCAUUACAUUGUGGAGACUGUGGACGAGAAGGAACUUGAGAUCCUCGCUUUCCUUGAUAACCUUGGUGACCUCUCUUCCCCUGCCAGGUUAAGCGUGGAGGGGUUGAGCGAGGAGGUUGGGACACUGAACUCUGACCUGACAGAGUUGACCAAAAAGUUACACGAUGCUCCCAAAGACAUCCAGGAACGCUUUUCAGAGUUCACCAAGAAGGCAGCAGGUGUGACGCAUGAUCUGCAAGUUAGCCUCCAGGAGCUGGAGCGCUCCAAGAUCAAGCUGGCUCAGUACUUCUGUGAGGACGAGUCAAAGUUCCGCCUGGAAGACUGUGUGUCUAUAUUUCACACUUUGUCGUGUAAGGUGCAGACUGCCAGAAAGGACAACGAAUCACGAAGGAAGAGGGAGGAGCGAAAGAAGCGGAUGGAAGAGGAGCAUCGACGGCAGGCGGCAGAGAGGGAGGCAACCAGCGGCAAGAAGAGAGGAAAAGGACCGCCACUGUCAAACCCUCAAGAAGACAGUGGUGGGUGUGUGAUUGACCGUCUCUUGGCUGAUAUACGCAAAGGGGACUUCAAGCUUAGAAAAAAAUCACAUGCUCCGACUAUGAGUGCGUCAAACUAAGGCUUACCAGGGCAAGUUUCCACUUCCAAUUCCGGAUUAGGUGAAAAGAAAGACCUACCUAACAGAAGACAGGUUGACUUUCAUUGCUUGGGGUGAGCUUUUUUCUCGUUGGACAAUGCAAAAUGAAGUGUGCUGUAUUCACUGGGAUGUUAUUCUCACUGACUCGAAAAUGAGGGAAAAUGCUUCAAAGGUAAAGAUUCAUUUGUUUUCCUAUGUAUGCUACACCAGAUCUAUAAAAGGAAAAGGACAAAAAGCUUUCUGUGCUUUGUAUUUUACCCUCCUAUAUAAGUUGAUUUAACAGAUUAUUCAUGAGAUAUAUAGUUUAUUUUUCUGAGUAUAACUUGUGCCCUUCAGUAAAGAGUCAAGCUGCUGUAUGGUGGACACUGUUAGCCAUCCAUGUUUUAACUGAGCGCUUCUGCAAGCAAGAAUUUGUAAAAUGGUGAAAUAGGUAUGUAUAUUCAGUAACUUUUAAGGAAUAUAGAAUAAGUAAAUAAUGAGUUAUUUAAUAAAAAACAAUAAUAAAAUACAG
Scylla paramamosain (green mud crab) is the source of this 4966-nucleotide messenger RNA. RefSeq names its product inverted formin-2-like. Lineage: Eukaryota; Metazoa; Arthropoda; Malacostraca; Decapoda; Portunidae. Gene Ontology annotation, molecular function: actin binding; small GTPase binding. Bases 667 to 4437 code for a protein of 1256 amino acids. The record is from RefSeq and is a predicted model, not a curated record. Gene Ontology annotation, biological process: actin cytoskeleton organization. The transcript has 16 exons.